AUGGCUGGUACAACUCAAUACCGUAAUGUUGAUCUCUUCGGCGGAGCGAUCGCAGCGUCUCUUCCAUCGACAUAUGCCGACGUCAGCGAGAUCCGACAAGUUCCCGACAACCAAGAAGUCUACCUCGACACAAAUGGCUUCGCAAGCAUCGUAGUCGACAUCCUAGAACGAGUCGAGAAACCGGAUACCGAAGCACUGCAAUUCCACCUCUCAGACAUCGUCGACGAAGACGCCAGCGAGACGAAGGUCUGGACGACUGCUGAGGCGCAUCUUGCCAACUUACCACAAGGCACACCAGCCUACACCCUCUUCGCCACCUCCCCACCUGGCGAGAAGCAGAAAGGACGCCCCAAUGAACCAGAUUUCGUCGGGAUCCUGCUUACGAUGGUGAGGCUGGAGAAGCAGAAGACCGACAUCCUUCUCGCAAUCAACGUGCCGCAUAUCGCGGGGCAGUACGAUCCAGCGGCAAUCGAUCCGGCGCAGGGGAAGCAAGGUGCGCUGUUGGAAGCGGCGGUUGAGCAUCGGACGAAGUUGAUCGAGACGUUUGAGGUGAAGGAUUGGGAUCUCUUCGUGCAGGAGUAG
Messenger RNA from Saxophila tyrrhenica, 582 nucleotides. RefSeq lists its product as uncharacterized. The transcript is spliced from 3 exons. The record is from RefSeq and is a predicted model, not a curated record. The coding region runs from base 1 to 582 and encodes 193 amino acids. Lineage: Eukaryota; Fungi; Ascomycota; Dothideomycetes; Mycosphaerellales; Extremaceae. Gene Ontology annotation, biological process: protein import into nucleus. Gene Ontology annotation, cellular component: nucleus. Gene Ontology annotation, molecular function: guanyl-nucleotide exchange factor activity; small GTPase binding.